Messenger RNA from Physella acuta, 626 nucleotides. RefSeq lists its product as uncharacterized. NCBI's taxonomy places the organism in Eukaryota, Metazoa, Mollusca, Gastropoda, Physidae. The record is from RefSeq and is a predicted model, not a curated record. Gene Ontology annotation, molecular function: protein kinase activity; ATP binding. Gene Ontology annotation, cellular component: nucleus. Gene Ontology annotation, biological process: protein phosphorylation.
GUUCCUACUAGCGGUUGAAUGCGUCGAUUCCUAUUGGCUGAUGACGGAGUACUGCGGUCGAGGUGACCUCUUCAGCAUGUUACGUCAGUUGGACAGUGCUUUGAUUAUGACCAGACAUUACAUGCUAGAUGUAGUGAAUGGACUGGAAUGUUUACAUAACAAGUACAUCGCCCAUUCUGACAUCAAGAUGAAGAACAUCCUCAUUACAGAUAACAACAUCGCUAAAAUAGCCGAUUUUGGUUUCGCCAAAAGGUAUUCGUCUGAUGAGGAUGUCGAGAAAAUAAGUCGAGGCACGAGAGACUACUGGGCCCCGGAGAUGCGAGUUGUCCGCCCCUGCUUUAACCCCUUCAAGACCGACAUCUACGCGCUUGGUGUGACAUUUGUGGGGGCGUGCAUCAAGCGGCCCGUCAAACGAAAAUGUGACGACAUCAAGGACAUUGUCAGAAAGUUUGAAGAUCCUGGUCAAGCUUCCCUCUUUCAUGGGCUGUUGAGGAGUGAUCCAAAGAAGAGACUUGACUUCCACAUGAUCAAGGCCAAUUUCUGGCUAACUGAGCAUUUGUCAACGUCCCCGGAUUGAAGAGACAGAACUUACUGCAAGCAAUGGCCAAACGGGAUUCUAGAUUGUA